Molecule: messenger RNA, 1734 nt
Organism: Colletotrichum orchidophilum
Lineage: Eukaryota; Fungi; Ascomycota; Sordariomycetes; Glomerellales; Glomerellaceae
Product: GMC oxidoreductase
Exons: 10
Coding region: 1-1734 (577 amino acids)
Molecular function (GO): oxidoreductase activity, acting on CH-OH group of donors; flavin adenine dinucleotide binding
Source: RefSeq, a predicted model, not a curated record
AUGGCCCAAGAAUUCGACUUCAUAGUUGUUGGCGGCGGCACAGCGGGGUGCCUCCUCGCGUCCCGCCUCGCAAAUACGGCAUCGAAACCAAGCGUCGCGCUGCUGGAAGGAGGCGGAGACAUCAGCAAGCCCGAAUACAGACGCACGGCUGAACGCUUCAGCACCAUGGCCCAGCCGGGUCUCGACUAUGGCUAUGCCUCGACGCCGCAGGAGCACGCGAGGAAUCGCGAGGUCCCUCAGGCUCGCGGCAAGGGGCUGGGAGGCUCUAGUGCUACAAACUUCCAGGUCUGGUCGCUCGGUGCGCGUGCGGAAUUCGAUGCCUGGGCUGCGGAUGCUGGUGAUGAUGCUUGGGGUUUCGAAUCCGUGAUUGAGCGUGUGAAAAAGCUGGAAAACCUCCACCUCGAUAACCUCUCCAAGGAGUGGGCCGAAUAUGUGAAGCCGGAUCCGAAGUACCAUGGGUUCUCUGGGCCCAUCGAUGUCUCAAUUGGCCAUGUGGAACGAGAAACCAAAUCCUUCAUAGAUGCUGGGGUUGACCUAGGACAUAAGCGCAAUCUAGAUCCAAACGACGGUGAUCCUAUUGGCUUCUCGCUAAACUCGGCAACUAGUCUGAACGGGGUUCGAGUCACUGGUGCAUCUGCAUUCUUAGAGAAGAAAGUGCCGGCAAGUUUAACAGUCUUGACUGAGAGUCGUGUUAUCAAAAUCAUCUUCGAGAAGGAUCGCGCAGUUGGUGUUCUCAAAGAGGACGGUUCGCAGGUACGGGCAAAGAACGAAGUCAUUUUGUCGGCUGGCGCCCUCGACAGUCCCCGUCUCUUGCUGCUUUCAGGCGUCGGUCCUCGAACGGACUUGAAAGCUCUCGGAAUUGACGUGGUGAAGGAUCUCAAUGGGGUGGGAAAGUCAUUUACAGACCAUCCCAUGAUCGUGACUUGCUUCCAGAUGAAAUCUGGCUUCACAGACAGAAUGGAGCUUUCUGAUCCAACGAAGUACCAGGAGGCGGCGAAGCAACUUGCCGAGAGUGGGAAUGGGCCGCUACUGGGGCAGUUCUCGUCCGUUCCGCAUGCUUUCCUCAAGAAUGAUCGCGCCUACAAGUCUCCUGAGUUUGAGAAGCUCCCUGCAGAUGUGAAAGAUUAUCUGCUAAAGGAUGGCGUCCCUGGCUAUGAGCUCGUGAUUGGCCCCUUGAUCCCUCCUGAUCAUGUCUUCGAAAAGUCGAGCGACGGUUUCUUCUCGGUGUUUGUCGCAAACAUGAAUUCUGUCUCUCGCGGAACAAUCAAGCUUGCUUCUGCGGACCCUAAAGACGCCCCUCUAAUCGAUCCAAAGUAUCUCAGCAAUCCAUACGAUUUGGUCAAUCUGCGAGAAGGUCUGAGGGAGGGGCUGAAUUUGUUGCAGACUAGCGCGAUGAAGGACCACUUCGUUCGACCGAUAUUUGCACCGAAAUCAGGUAGCGACAAGGAUAUCGAUGAGUUCAUUGAAGAGAAUGUGGCAGGAUUAUGGCACCCAUCUUGCAGUGUAAAGAUGGGCAAGAGUGAACGAGAUGGCAGCUGUGUCAACGCGGAUCUUCGAGUCCAUGGACUGAACGGACUGCGGGUUGCCGAUCUAAGUGUUACCUCGAUACUGCCCAGUGGUCGUGAGUUCGCCUUCGGAACAAAGACAUUGUUGACAUCACGGGCAAUAAUUCUUGCGGCAGAGAAAAUCACGCGAGACUACGGAUUGAACAUCAAGAGGAGAGAAAAGCUCUAG